UCACAUUUUCGGUAUACUCUAUUUAAAAUACAUGUUAUUCUUGUUUAUAUUUGAACAAUGUGUUAAAAACAGAAUCCAUUCAUAGGAGAUUUUGCUUGUGCAGAUCUGAGUGGGAAUCAGUAGUUUCUUUGUUUGUCACUAUGGAAACAAGUCAGCCUAUCCCAAAUGUCGGUUAGAUCACGCAGAGUGAUGCUCACGUCUCAGUGUAACUUCAUGGAGCAGGCUGGCGCUGACAUCUCCUCGCCUCCAGCUCUUCCCUCCUGGAAGCCCACUACCAUGCAGGAUCCACCCCGGAGGCUCUCUGCUGUGCCGUUCCUCAGCUCCUUUUUCCAGGGCCGACGACACUCUGCCUCCGACCCCAUAGUGCGGCUGCAACAGGGGCGGCACAGUUCUGCUGGCAAGAUGCUGUCCUCGUCCUCUCUCCAGGUGAUGGUGGCGGUGUCCUCUGUCAGCUGUGCUGAGAGAAACCCAACUUACCCUGGAAAAAGAAAUUCAGGACGUCCAACACCAAAGUAUACAAAAGUUGGAGAGCGUUUACGGCAUGUCAUUCCUGGACAUAUGGCCUGUUCCAUGGCAUGUGGUGGCAAAGCUUGCAAGUAUGAAAAUGCAGCCCGCUGGAGUGAGCAGGAGCAAGCUAUUAAGGGGGUUUACUCAUCCUGGGUCACUGAUAAUAUCCUAGCCAUGGCACGCCCAUCCACUGAGCUCCUUGAGAAGUAUUGCAUCAUUGAGCAGUUCCAAAGCCAUGGUAUAAAAAGUAUCAUCAACCUGCAGCGUCCUGGUGAGCAUGCCAGCUGUGGGAAUCCUCUGGAACAAAAAAGUGGCUUCACAUACCUUCCUGAAGCUUUCAUGGAGGCUGGCAUUUAUUUCUACAAUUUCGGAUGGAAGGAUUAUGGUGUAGCAUCCCUUACCGCCAUCUUAGAUAUGGUAAAAGUGAUGACAUUUGCUUUACAAGAAGGAAAAGUAGCUGUCCAUUGUCAUGCAGGUCUUGGUCGAACAGGUGUCUUAAUAGCAUGUUACUUAGUUUUUGCAACAAGAAUGACUGCUGACCAAGCAAUUAUAUUUGUUCGAGCAAAGCGACCUAAUUCCAUACAAACUCGAGGACAGCUACUAUGUGUAAGGGAGUUUACUCAGUUUCUGAUACCUCUUCGUAAUGUAUUCUCUUGCUGUGACCCCAAGGCACAUGCUGUCACCUUAGGACAGUAUCUGAUUCGCCAGCGGCAUCUGCUUCAUGGAUAUGAGGCACGACUUCUAAAACACAUACCAAAAAUUAUCCACCUCAUUUGCAAAUUGUUGCUGGACUUAGCUGAGGACAGGCCAGUGAUAACAGAAGAUGUGGUGGAAGUACCUGGCCUCUCUGCUGAAAUUGAAAAGACUGUCUCUGAGAUGGUCACAAGGCAGCUGGAUAAAGAGUUACUGAGACAUGGCAGUGACGCAUCGGACUCUUUCACGCCCAAUGCAGUGGUGGCAGAAUUCUCAAAUCAGGGUGUGGUUCUUUCUGGUGAGCAAGAGUUUGACCCUCUCUGGAAGAGACGGAAUGUCGAGUGCCUUCAGCCCCUGACUCGUCUGAAAAGACGGCUCAGCUACAGUGACUCGGAUUUGAAAAGGGCCGAGUCACUUCUAGAGCAAGGGAGGCCUCCGUGGACAGGGCCUCCCCAGGUCUUGCCUUGCUGUAACUCCAGGCAGCAGAAACCCAUAACCCAUUGUUACUCCCCACAGUCUCCACAGCUAGACUUAGAUAAGGAAACACUGCUCCGCAAUGCAUUUUCUCUCUGGAAUCAGGCUAAAUUUGGAGGCCUGGAAGGACUCAAAGAUGACAGGUCAUCAAUUUUUCAUAGGACAGAUAUUCCAAAGGAGGUACAGCGAAGUAGAACUUUUUCUUCAGGUGUUUCAGGUUCAUAUAACCCUGGGGAACCAGUUACACCCAGCUUUGCAAAUAUCCCUAAGGAACCAAACUCUUCUCACCAGCAGGUGUCCCACUGUGGGUGUGAAACUCACAGUGGUUGUGGCUCAAGCUCUAUUGUGAAGGACGGUGAGACUUGCCACCACCCUGUGGACUGUGGCUCCAGUCCCAAAGCACAGGACAGCAAAGAUCUGUCUGAAGUCACUCCAUACACGUCUUUACAGUCUGAGUUGAGUGUUGAAGCAAGGAGAAUGCUGGCAGCCAAAGCCCUGGCAAAUUUGAAUGGGUUUGCAGAAAAGGAGGAAGUGAAAAAGAAGGUAGAAAUGUGGCAGAAAGAACUAAAUUCCCGAGAUGGAGCUUGGGAAAGAAUAUGUGGCGAAAGAGAUCCUUUCAUCCUGUGCAGUUUGAUGUGGUCUUGGAUGGAGCAGCUGAAGGAGCCUGUGAUAACCAAGGAGGACGUGGACAUGCUGGUUGACAGAUGUGCGGAUGCUGCAGAAGCACUGUUUUUAUUAGAGAAGGGCCAGCAGCAGACUGUUCUUUGUGUGUUGCAUUGCAUAGUAGGCCUACAGACAAUCCCCGCAGAUGUGGAGGAGGCUGUUCUUGCCCGUGCCAUUAAAGCUUUCACAAAGGUUAAUUUUGAUUCUGAAAAUGGACCAAUAGUUUACAGCACCCUGAAGAAAAUAUUUAAGAACAUGUUGGAAGAGAAAAGAAAAAUGACAAAAGAUGGCCCUAAACCUGAUAUUUAGUGCAGCUGACUUUCCCGUUAUGAAUAGUUCAGACCUGAAGAUCUCGAUGGCAUUUCUGCUCAUUAGUGAAUAAGAUGAAGUGUAAAACUGCUUCAUCUCAUAGCACUUUAUUUCAGAUGCUCUUGGAUUGUGCUAAGAAUGCUUGUUCCUGUUUGGAGCAAUUAUUUCUUUUAAAAUAUCCUUGAUUUACAUUUUUGUGUUGAAAAACGUCCACAAGCUUGGUACUGCUUCUUUCGUUAUUUAACUGAAUUAAUAUUACAAUAAUAUUAAUAUUAAUAUUUUAAGUAUGUGGUGUUUACAUCCUUAUUCAUCUUGACAUUUGGGGGAAAAAAAUGUAACUCUCCUUUCCAAAACAGUUAUUUUGUUGACAGAACUUGUCCUAGAGUUUUAACCAAAUAGAUAACGUUAGUAGUAAAACUUCACUGUGUAUCAAUCCCCUGAUACAUGACCUAAGGAAGUCACCAAGUGUCUUAAACUGUUUUAUAUUUGUUGAUAAAAAGGCUAUUGAUACAGCAUUUUUAAAGGAUUUUUUAAAUUCAUUAGAAUUUUCUUUUUUUUUUUAUAAAUGUGGUAAAAAGUCUCAAAGUGUAUUAUUUUUCAGAGUGAUUUAGUUUUACGUUAAAAGGUUGACAGUUUAGUGUUUGGGAUUUUUUUCUUAUUGUGGGAAAUAGACUUGUUCUUUGUCAGGCUUCCAGAUGACCUCACUGACCUCUGCUGUCACAGGAGGAAGGAGCAGUUCUCAACACAUCAGGCCUUAUCCCCACUCCCCUGGGCUCUUACUGAGCCAAAUCGCAUCUCUACAGAGAAAGUGGGAUCAGUGGCAGGCAGUGUGGGAAGCUAUAGGACUCUGGCAGAAAGAACUGUCAGACAGGGGCAGGCACCGCAGCCACUCACCAGAGGCAGUUCUGCUCCUACUGAUGUUGUAAUAGUGUAAGCGCCAGCCCACACCUUCUGAAUCUGCCGUUACAUAGACGCAGUUGCCUCAGGGCUCUGUCUUUGGCUGCUUUUCUAUUAUGAGAUUAAGCCUUUUAAAUUGAAUUUGACGCACAUAGGUUACAUUCACCCUACUGGCUUUGGAUGAGGAAGUGAUUGCCUAAACUAUAUAGUUCCUUGUAAACCAAAUUAUCAAUCAGCAGCUGAAGUUAUGAAUAUUAUUUAGAGGAAUGUGUGGGGCACAAGAGGGCGAGACACAGAAGGGAUAAUAACCUUUCCCAGUAAAACUUACAUUAAACCAAUUUCAAACUGAAGCAACUGCUUAAUCUGAAAGCAGAAUUAAUUUACAACAAAUGAAAUUUCUCCAGCUUGUGUAUUUCUGAAUCAGGUUCUAGCACAUUAAAAAAUAUUGUACCAGUUCGCAUCGUGGCUCAGUGGAAACAAGUCUGACUCGCAUCCCUGAGGAUG
Molecule: messenger RNA, 4047 nt
Organism: Phacochoerus africanus (Common warthog)
Lineage: Eukaryota; Metazoa; Chordata; Mammalia; Artiodactyla; Suidae
Gene: PTPDC1
Product: protein tyrosine phosphatase domain containing 1
Exons: 9
Coding region: 166-2646 (826 amino acids)
Biological process (GO): protein dephosphorylation; cilium assembly
Molecular function (GO): protein tyrosine/serine/threonine phosphatase activity
Source: RefSeq, a predicted model, not a curated record